AUGUUUGCAGAUGCAUCUGAGAAGGGCUAUGGCUGUUGUUUGUACGUGGUGACUGGUGUUGUUUCCUCUUUGUUGUUCGCGAAAGCAAAGGUGGCACCUGUGGCUCGGCCUACUCUCGCUCGUCUGGAGUUGCAAGCGGUGUGCCUUGCCGCGAAGGUGCUGUCAUUCGUUGUCAGUGAGCUGAGGAUUCCGAUCGAGCGGAUUGUUGGCUGGACCGACAGUCUGACUACUUGGCAUUGGAUCUCGAAGCCGUCGUAUCAGUGGAAGACGUAUGUCGCUAAUCGGGUAGCAGCUGUGCAAGAGGUGUCGCGGAAGUUGCACGUAGAAUGGCGUCACUGUCCCGGUGUGAGCAACCCAGCAGAUCUUGUGUCCCGCGGUGUUCCGGUGAGUGGCCUUCAGACAGUGAUAUGGUUGCAUGGCCCGCCUUGGUUAAGCGAGGAGUCUGAGUGGCCACAGUCGAUUUCGUCUCACAGCACGCAAGAGUCCGCCAUUGAAGCACGCGUAGCGGCAGUGAAUACAGUCAGGCAGUCAGUUGUUUGGCCAUGGGAGAAUCUUUCGAAGUGGCAACGGGCUCGUGGAGUUGUCGUGCGGAUGCUCCAGUGGAAGGAGCCGGCAACCCGCGCUGAGCUGUUCCCUAAAGCAGAAGCUUUCUUGUACCGGUCCAUCCAACAAGAGUGUUUCGCGGAGGAAAUCGCUAUGCUGAAAGAAGGCAAUUCCUUGCCUCCUAGUUCUCGCUUGUACAAGUUGUCACCCUUCCUCGAUGACGCUGGGUUGCUGCGGGUCGGCGGCAGGCUGCAGGAAAGUGAGCUAGGAUAUGACGCUAAGCACCCUAUCAUCCUAGCGAAACAUCAUCUGACCGAGCUCUUGCUGGAGAUGGUGCAUAAGCAACGAUUGCACCAAGGUGUCGAGAGCGUCCUUGCCUUUCUUCAACGCAAGUUUUGGAUUCUGUCUGGGCGUCGCCUGCUGAGAAGUGUUACCGAGAGAUGCUUUGCUUGCCGUUGGUUCAAGGCCAAAGCAGCAGCCGAGGUGGUGGCGCCCUUACCAGCAGACCGUGUUGAACAUCAACAGCCGUUCGGCCUUACAGGCAUAGACUACGCCGGUCCUCUUUACGUCCAAACGGGAGAGCGGUCCGCAAAGCGAUGGGUCGUGCUCUUUGUAUGUGGUACCACUAGAGCAGUUCAUCUGGACAUGGUGGAUAGUCUGUCAACAGAAGCGUUCCUUCUUGUCUAUCGCAGAUUCGUCGCGCGGCGUGGGAAGCCUUGCAGAAUUCGUUCGGACAACGCUACGACGUUCAAGGCUGCCGCGGAGAAGAUAGAGGUAGUGUGGAGCUUCAACCCACCCGCAGCACCCUGGUUUGGCGGGUUUUAUGAGCGCCUGGUCGCUUGCGUGAAGACACCUCUGAAGAAGGUGUUGGGCAAAGCGCUUCUGAAACCUGAGGAGCUGGCCACAGUCCUGGCGGAGAUCGAGGCAGUGGUGAAUUCGCGCCCGCUUACGUCCGUAUCAACGGACAUCGGUGAUGACAUGGCCUUGACCCCAGCCAUGAUGAUGGGAGAUGUCUUUGCACCAGGGGCCCCCGAGGUAGAAGACGGCCUUACAGCUGCACAAUUAUCGGCCCGGUUCAGUUACAUCAUCAAUGUCAAGGAGCACCUGAGGAAGCGGUGGCGGGAACAGUACUUGGUCGGCCUCAGCAGCUACCAGUCCGCCCAGGCCCGUCCGAUCAAGGCUGGUGAGGUUGUCCUGGUUGUUGACGACAAGAAGAAGCGGCAGCUUUGGCGCCUCGGUAGAGUGAUAGAGCUGUUCGCUGGUCGAGAUGGCAAGAGCCGAGUAGCACGGGUGAAGAUUGGUAACAGCACCAUGCUCCGGGCAAUUCCCCGUCUGGUUCCGUUGGAAGUGGCUAGUGAGCCCGAGCAAGUGGCUAGUGAACCGGAGGUGCCAAUCGAGCAGCUGGCAAAUACUCCAGCGGAUGAACAGAGUGAUCCCGUCUCAACCCCAGCAAGUCCAGAUGUGGGGCAACCGGCUGAGCCACGAGAGUCACCUUGUUUGAGGAGGUCUAGGCGGGCCGUCAGGAUCCCAGCUCGUCUUGACUUGUAG
This is a messenger RNA of Sycon ciliatum, 2091 nucleotides long. RefSeq lists its product as uncharacterized. The transcript has a single exon. The record is from RefSeq and is a predicted model, not a curated record. Gene Ontology annotation, biological process: DNA integration. NCBI's taxonomy places the organism in Eukaryota, Metazoa, Porifera, Calcarea, Leucosolenida, Sycettidae. Gene Ontology annotation, molecular function: nucleic acid binding. The coding region runs from base 1 to 2091 and encodes 696 amino acids.